This is a messenger RNA of Aricia agestis (brown argus), 1311 nucleotides long. Its product is annotated as aryl-hydrocarbon-interacting protein-like 1. Lineage: Eukaryota; Metazoa; Arthropoda; Insecta; Lepidoptera; Lycaenidae. The transcript is spliced from 6 exons. Bases 115 to 1086 code for a protein of 323 amino acids. The record is from RefSeq and is a predicted model, not a curated record. Gene Ontology annotation, molecular function: peptidyl-prolyl cis-trans isomerase activity; protein binding.
AACUGCAUAGUUAAAAAAUGACCGUAUGUGACAUCAUUUAAGAAAACUUCAAUUUUUGUGUAGUCUUGUAAGUUGUGAUAAAAUUUGAGAUAAUAAUUUGUUGAAUACUUGAAAAUGACCACAGCUCCCAUAGUCAAAACUAUAGUCCACGCAGGGCAGAAGUAUAUACCUAUUAAAGAAGGAAGUAAGGUACAUUUUCACUUUCAAACAUGGAAACUUGGCAAAGAGAGAGUACUUAUAGACGACAGCAAGAAAAUUGGCAAGAAAGAACCAAUGGUGUUAGUGAUCGGACAUAAGUUUAAGUUGGAAGUUUGGGAAACAAUAGUGAAGAUGAUGUCUCUUGGAGAGGUCGCAAGUUUUCAAGUAAAAAAAGAACUGGUCUACAGUUACCCAUUUGUGUCCAAAACUCUUAGGGAAUUGGGACAAGAAAAUAACAGGAAAACACAUACUUGCACUAUGACAUUGCAUACAGAGGGGAUUGGCUAUCCAGACUUGGACGAUCUGAUUAACAAUCCUACUGAUUUGGAGUUCAUAAUUGAAAUUUUAAAAAUAGAACAAUCAAAUGAGUAUGAGAAGGAAUUAUGGCAACUGAAUACUGACGAAAGAUUAAAACUUGUACCUACACUUAAAGAGAAGGGUAAUAAGUAUUAUGCACAAAAACAAUAUGAUGAAGCAGAGGAGGCAUACAGAAAAGCUAUAUCCAUCUGUGAACAAAUGAUGAUUAGAGAAAGAAAAACUGACGAGGAAUGGAUCACCCUGAACAAAUUAAAACUACCUAUCCUACUAAAUUUUGCACAAUGUAAACUAAUAAAAGGAGAUUUUUAUGCAGUCAUAGAACAUUGUAAUACAGUUCUAGAACAUGAGCCAGAAAAUGAAAAAGCUUUGUUCAGGCGCGGAAAGGCACACGUAGGUGCUUGGAAUCCAGAUUUGGCAGAAAACGACUUUAAAAAGCUGAAAUCUAUAAAUCCAAAUAUGUCUUCCACAGUAGAUAAAGAGUUGGAUCUCAUUAAAAAACUCCGGCAAGAAAGAGUAGAAGAAGACAGAAAUGCCUUAAAGAAUAUGUUUGACAAAGAGAAUAAGUCAUAGCAGGAAGAGAAACAGCAUUCUUAAGAUAUGUUUCUAUUUAGUAUUUACUAUUUAAUAUAUUCCUAAUAUCCUAUAACUUUAUAUUGACUAACAGUUUUGCUCCUAUCUUAAAAUAACUUUAGUUGAAAUAUUUUAAUUGUAUGUUAGUAUGUCAUGUGACUUGUGAGUAAGUGUUGUUAUUUACUAAUGAGGCUAGUCGAAAGUGUCUUCUUAUAAAAUAUAUUA